Messenger RNA from Pundamilia nyererei, 1185 nucleotides. RefSeq names its product trans-golgi network vesicle protein 23 homolog B (S. cerevisiae) (gene tvp23b). The coding region runs from base 86 to 688 and encodes 200 amino acids. Gene Ontology annotation, biological process: protein secretion; vesicle-mediated transport. The record is from RefSeq and is a predicted model, not a curated record. Lineage: Eukaryota; Metazoa; Chordata; Actinopteri; Cichliformes; Cichlidae. The transcript has 7 exons. Gene Ontology annotation, cellular component: Golgi membrane.
UCAGUGACGUGGCGCGUUUUGGUCACCUGACUAUAGUGACGUGUAACUGAGCAUGUAAGCAGGAAGAGCCUGACCAAGUUUCAAGAUGCUAGCCGAUACCAACGAUGAAGACGUGUCUCUGUUUGAUGCUGAGGAUGACGCAGGGAAAAGGUCGAAGAAGUCAGGCGUUAAGCAUCCAGUAGCGGCCUUCUUCCACCUCUUCUUCAGAGUCAUUGCCAUCAUCGUGUACCUGCUCGCUGAGCUCAUCAGCGGGAGCUUCAUCGCCUGCAUGGUCACAAUAAUCCUUCUGCUCUCAUGUGACUUCUGGACAGUAAAGAACAUCACUGGGAGGUUGAUGGUUGGUCUGCGGUGGUGGAAUCAGGUGGAUGACGAUGGACGAAGCCACUGGGUGUUUGAGUCGAGGAAGGGUACAGGGAAGCAGCAAGCAUCAGAUUCAGAGUCCAGGAUAUUCUGGCUCGGACUGAUUGUUUGCCCCGUCCUCUGGGUCAUCUUUGUCUUUAGCACCCUGUUUUCAUUCAGGAUUAAAUGGAUGCCCGUCGUGAUCAUGGGCGUCGUGCUGCAAGGCGCCAACCUAUACGGAUACGUGAGGUGCAAAGUGGGAGGGAAGACCAGCUUAAAGAACAUGGCUACCAAUUAUUUUGGACGACAGUUCCUCAAACAGACGCUGUCUAAGGAAGAGGAAUCGUAGAGUGCAGCUCUGCGGCGUUAACACAUCUGCAUUAUUCUCAAUGCUCUGAUAUAUAAACCUUCUUUUUCUCAGUGGACAUGGGCAGGAAAGCGUUCUCAGAACUGGAAAGGGCAGUUUUUAAUUAUGUGCUUUCUUUAAAUGACUCAGUAGAGUUGUCUUUAUCUUCCACACAGAGGUCAGAGGUGUGUUUUCACUACCUGAGGUCCAGCAAUAAAUCCUCUGAUUACCGAGAACUGCAUGAGUGUAAAACAGCUGAGUGACUGUAGUUUGUGUCGUAGUCUCACAGCUCCCUCAGAUUUCUUCUUUUAGUUAGAUUUCAUUGUCUCUAAUAACUUUAUAAAUUAACAGUAAUUAAAGAACCUUUGAGAGAUGUCGUACAGACAUUUUGGUUUGUAUGAAAGUGUGUAAAGUGUAACAGGAGAUUUGUAAAUAUGUAAGUGAACAAACUGUGUGAAGCAUCUUCUUUUGUGCAAAUACAUUUGUAACAUUUUUCCGAA